Messenger RNA from Phalacrocorax carbo (great cormorant), 2480 nucleotides. The record is from RefSeq and is a predicted model, not a curated record. Lineage: Eukaryota; Metazoa; Chordata; Aves; Suliformes; Phalacrocoracidae.
CCGCCCCGCCGUGCCCCGCGCCCGCCGCUGCCCGACCCGCGCCGCCGCCGAGCACCAGGUCUGGGAGCCCAGGAGCCAUGGGCAGGGGCGGCCCGCACCCGGCACCCCCGGCAGCCCGCUACGGGCCACGCUGAGCCAGGGCAGACGGCGGCGGGACCAUGGGCUGCUGGCACCGUGGAGGAGGAAUGGCGACGGGCAGAGCUGCCGGCGUGGUGUGCCGGGGGCUGUAGGGCCAGGCAGCAGGCAGCAUGCCCAGCAGCCCCUCGCCCGCCUGCCACGCAGCAUCGCCUCUCCGCGGUGGCAUGGGAUGAGGCCGCCCGCUGCCCCGGGCAGCUCCGGGGAAGGGCGAAGCCCAGGGCUCCGGCCACCGGUGCUCAGCCUCCCACGCCCCGCUGCAGCACCCCGCUGCAGAGCAGCGGCCACGGGGCCCUGAGCCAUGGUCAGCCGAGAGCCCCUUCCCGGCCCGGCCCCCGCCGGCGAGGGCGGCCAGGAGAAAGCCAUGACGGUGCGCUCGGUGCUGCUCAACCGCGACUCGCCCGACAUCGAGAGCCGCCUCAAGCGCCGGCGCAACCGCACGCAGCAGGUCCGCUUCAAGGACCUGGUGGAGGGCAGCGUGGGGCAGGCAGCCAGCCCCACCCCGGAGCCCACGGCCACCCCCGGCCCCAACACCCCACGUGCCUCACCGCCCCCCAGGGACACCCCUGAGCGGGCGGCUCUCUGUGCCUCACGGCGGAGCUGGCCCCAGGCCCAGCCGGGCUCGCUGACGCUGCCCAUGCCCAGGAAGGUGUGCAUGAGCACCGCCAUCCAGACCUCCCCCAGCCUCCAGAAGCCCUUUCCAGCCUGCCAGCCCCACAGCAAGAGUGUCUGUGACGUGGCCGUGGAUGCGGUGCUGCCUGCCACCGUGGGGAGCGCCUGGUGCCCAAGGGGGGCCGUGCCCACCGGCGCCAGCUGGGCUGUGCCCCCACGGGCACCCAGCAGCGUUCCUGUGCACGACCAUGCCACAGCCCUCCCCCAGCAAGCCGCGGUGUGCCGUGUGCCACCGCCACCGCCCAGGGAUCCCUGUCCCCCUUAUCCGGGCACAGCUGGGUGCCCUGCUGCCCACUGCACCUCCCCGGUGCAGAGCUGCACCCCAGAGCCCUGCCUGCCACCCCCUGCCUGCGCCCGGCUCCGCAGAAACCCUGGGGGGAGCCGUGGGGCCCCCCCACGCCCGGCCUCCGUGCCCUGUGGUCAGCCCCGGCCAGCCACCGAGCUGCGGGGGCUGGGACGGAGCGACUCAGAGCGGAGCCUGCCCCACGGACGCCCACCACCCCAGCCCUUGCCGCACCGCCAGCAGACUGUCCCUGCCACGGACACCCACGGCCUCCACCAGCCAGCUCAGGGCAACCCCCCGCAGGACCCACCACCACCCCAGCACCAGCUCUGCGGCACACCUUGGGGGGGGCCCUGCUGUACCCCGCCAGCCCCCAUCCCACCAGCGCCGGGCUGGCGCGGCUCUGCCACCACCACACCGGAGAAGGCACCAGCUGCGCUCAGCCAUCCGGACCCCCGCGGCACCUGCAGCCAGCUACGCGCUGCUGAGCCUGGGCACGGCCUGGCAGGACCGGAGGGGUCUGGGGAGCCGCUGCCCCCCACCCCACAGGGCCCCGGUCCGGGGAUGCAGCCGUCCGGGCGGGCACUGGAGGUCCCCCGGCAUGGGCAACCCUGCCUCACUGCCGAGCAGUCGGAGACACUGCGCCACAUCCAGGACCUUCUGCAGCUGGUGGUGGCGGCCAAGGGUCCAGUGGGACCACCAGCGGGGGACGAGGACAUGCGGACAUCUCAGGGAGAGGGCCCCCAGGGGUCUGGGGAGCAGGGGGACCUGCAGUCCCAGCUGCAGUCCCUGGAAGGGGUGCUGGAGACCAGCCAACAAACCAUCCGGGUGCUGCUGGACGUCAUCCAGGACCUGGAGAAGAAGGAGGCCCAGCGGGAUGGGCGACACUCGUACCGGACAGGGCAAGACAUCGCGAACUGCGGGACCUGCCGGGACUGUGCCUGCAUCAUCUACAGCGUGGAGCAUGAUUUCCGGCAGCAGGAGGGCCGCUUCCAGCGCGUGCUGAGCCAUAUCGAGGGGGACACAACGCCGAGCUCCCCGGCGGCGGCGGCAGGGGCCGUCCUGCCGCCCAGGCAAGAGCCGUCACCGGUGACGAAGCUGCCUGCGAAGCUGGAUGCAAAGAAAUCCAGGCGCAAAUGCUUCUGGUUCCUGUGAGCCAGCGGUGCCUGGCAGGCCAGGAGCACGGGGGCACCAUCUCAGCACUGACCCCCCUGCCCAUGUCUCCUUCCUCCUCUCCCUCCCUCUGAUGGUAGGGUUUGGGUAGCACCAGCUUUUAUAUUUUUAACCGUUCAGUUUAAUCUGUUGAAGCCCCUGUGUAAAUAAGGUGAGGGGAACAAUGGCUGUAUUUAAUGAGAAUUCAAUAAAUUCUACGGAGACGCUAUUUUUGUUA